Messenger RNA from Penaeus vannamei (Pacific white shrimp), 411 nucleotides. The record is from RefSeq and is a predicted model, not a curated record. Lineage: Eukaryota; Metazoa; Arthropoda; Malacostraca; Decapoda; Penaeidae.
GACGGUAACCUGAUGAGGCACAACGGCCAGGUUCUUCCCAUGCCUCUUGGAGACCCUCAUCUCUCCAUCGACUACGAAGGAUCUUUUACCGCUCCCUAUGUCAUCCUCGACACGGAUUACGAGAACUUCUCGUGCAUCUACUCCUGCGUCGAAUUCAACUACGGAUACUACGCCGACUUCGCCUUCAUCUUCUCCCGCUCGCCAAGCCUUUCUGACCAAUACCUGAGACGCUGCGAGGCCGCCUUUAAGGAGAUCGGCGUCGACGUCUCUCGUUUCGCGAAGACAGUCCAGGGUUCGAACUGCCCCUAUGACACCCAGAAAUCUCUCUAAAUGCCUUUUUGAUAAAAUGUAAAUAUACGAUUAAGCGAUGUCAAUUCACGUUACACAAUAAAUAAAAAAAAUCUUCAAUUC